This is a messenger RNA of Exaiptasia diaphana, 1730 nucleotides long. RefSeq lists its product as uncharacterized. The coding region runs from base 281 to 1105 and encodes 274 amino acids. Lineage: Eukaryota; Metazoa; Cnidaria; Anthozoa; Actiniaria; Aiptasiidae. The record is from RefSeq and is a predicted model, not a curated record. The transcript is spliced from 4 exons.
CGAGCAACUUGAGGUUUAACUUGGUGACAGCUUCAAUAAAAUAGAAGAAAAACCUAAUYAUCUCACCAUACAAAUAAAUUUUAAUCUUGGAGACUACUGGAUUGAGCGAAAAGGAAAGCAAACCUACAGUAUCUGCAUGUUUCUUCAUUUUCUUUGGAUGUCAUCGCAGUUAUCAACGCUUCUUGAGCGUGCUUGGUGAUGAACAAAUGUUGAAAAGACAACAAAGAAUUUCAUGAAAAACGKUAAGUUUGCUCAGUUCACUGACUUCAAGUAAGGAGGUAUGCAAAGAACAAACCGUCCACAGCGUCAUUCAGUUGCAAGCUUUCCCUUCAUYGUAACUCCAGAGAMUUCCGAAGUUAUAAACAAACCGAGUUUUUUGGAGCUUUUAAAUCCAAAACGAGAGGACGUAGCUUGUAAAGGACAAACAGCUAAGCUACAUGAACGAGCCGGUGGAAAUAAGUCACCGGAAUCGUCUCGCAGAAUCUCUCUGUCUUACAAACCAUACCUAGAGGCCGGCGGCGCUGGUGAAACUCCAGCAAGACGAUAUUCCACCUCAAGCAUCAGCUCACGACUAUUUUACUCAAGAAACGAAAAACCUGUACAAGAUGAUAAUGAAUACAAGUCCAGUACACAGUCUUUAACUACCGAAGACAACAGUUUCAACGCCAAAGGAAGUAAAAUUCUCGAAGAUUCAAAUAAAUUGCCGAAGAUUGUAUUGACGGCUCCCGAUCAGAAACCAGAAAAGAAUAAGAAGAAAAGAAAAAAGAAAAAAGUUGAGAAGGAAUUGAAAUCUACUGAAAUCGAUUUGAAUGAGGAUAUUGGAGUUGAGAUGAGCCUUGAUAAAGAUGAUGYUGUUGUGRUUCCUGAAAUUCCUACUGUACCCAGUAGYAUCAAUAGCAAUGAUAAUAGCGACGAAGAUGACAGCAAAGAUUGGAAAUAUAAAUUAGAAUCACAAUAUUUUCAAUUAGGAUGGGAUACCACGAAAGCUUUUACAUAUUCUUAUUUUCCAAAACUUAAAAAAGAACGAAAAAAUGGAAAAGAGAGAAAGAACAUGAAAAUCGAGAAGAAAGCAGCGUCUACGCAUUUCCACGUCCAGACGUCAUGACACACGAAGACCUCAGACAAACGAAACCACAUCCAUCAGUCAGUCAGUGAUGUAAAAUAGGUACAAAUGAAAAUAACGGACAUCCAAGGUGUACACGUUUCCGUCUUCGCCGACAUUUAUAUACUCAUCUUGGUCACGUUAGCCGCCAUGACGGUGUUCAUUUCAUAUUCAAAUGCAUGCAAAUUAGCCAUGCGGUCUUACAAAAAAUAAACCACAAAUGUCACAGUUAACAUUCCCUUACUGACAAACAAGACAACCAAUAAAUCGAUGUUUCAGUAGUUUAUUUAAAUCAUUGAUCAUCAUGCUCGAUGUAACGCCUUACUCUUGAUACACGUAUAUUAGUGUACAGGUGGUUAGAUGAACACGAUCGAUUGAAAGUCGAGGAUUUUAAAAAAGUAAAAUAAAGACUAACUAAUGUUUUACUGGGUACUCUACAAUAGAGUGCAAACAAUAUACUAUAAAUUAUGCUUUUAUAAUAUAUACUGCAUAUACUUCCUAUACAAUGCUGGAUUUGCUCCUACAUUUUUUCCAAAAAAUUCAGUCAAAAAGGUAUACAUGUACAACUGUGUGCCUUCCAAGAAAAUAAAUUAUGACAAAAUUAAAAUAAACAUCACUUUUAAACACU